Messenger RNA from Drepanopeziza brunnea f. sp. 'multigermtubi' MB_m1, 3594 nucleotides. RefSeq lists its product as uncharacterized. The record is from RefSeq and is a predicted model, not a curated record. NCBI's taxonomy places the organism in Eukaryota, Fungi, Ascomycota, Leotiomycetes, Helotiales, Drepanopezizaceae.
AUGGCGCCUACCAAGGAAAAGGAGAAAAAUGCCGGCAGGCGGAAGAGCAUCAACAUAUUCUCCCGGGCUUCCCUGAGUAGCCUCACCCAAAUCAACAGCGAGAUAACGCUCGGCCCAGUCGAAGAUGCCGAGAAGAAGGACAAGAAGAGGAUGAGCAAGCGGAACUCGUUAUUCAGCCUGGCCCCUUCUCCGAAUCCCGAUCUGCUGCAACCACUAUCAGACGGGUCCGUGAGCCCAAUUAAGACGGGUUGGGUCGAUUCUUCGAAAGUGCGAUCAAAGACUCUCCAGAAGAGUCGACCAUCGUCGAUAUUUGGAUCGCUGGGUAGGAGAUCGCUCACACAGGUUGAUGAGGGGGAAACCGACAGUGCAUACGGAACACCGAAUACUCCUCCGGAAACAGAGGGGCAGAUACAAGCUGGACUCUCGGCGAGCAGGACGGUCCUUUUUUAUGGCGAGAUCCAGACUACGAGUGGCAUGUUUAGGAAGAAGAAGGAGUACCUGGUGUUGACGGAUACCCAUCUGCUGCGGUUCAAGAGCCAGGUUCGGGCACACGAGGCUUUCCCCUCUAUUCCAAUGCCCUACGGACGAUCAAAUGGGACCCGCCAUCCAUCGACCACGUCGAUUGGUUCCUUACAGGAGGUGCAGUCGAUCAACUCUUAUACCUCAGCGGAGCAUGAAAACCAAAUACCCCUGAAACAGAUCGUCACAGUAUACAGGAUUGAGGAUGGACGGCCUUUCUUCACUACCGAGGUCGUAUGGCUGGAUGAAGAUUCUCAUGGAGUUGGCUCGGUUCAGCUUAUGCUUCACGACCCCAAGGAUGCAGAGCUUUGGCACUCUUCCAUUCGAGGAGCGGCGCAGAAAGCGAGACUUCUGAUGGUAGAGCCAUUUCCGGAACGAGUCGUUCACUAUCUUGCUACAGCUGUGGAAGGUGUCGAUGAUUAUGAUUCUGAACACUUCCAGAUCUUCCGAGUGGUUCGAAGAACAACGACAAAACCAGGACGGUCAUCAGACGACUUGCAGAAGAUAGGGUCAUCGGUGUUCUAUUUGGUAGUUGGCCUGAACAGAGUCCACUUGGUACCUCCUCCUGAAUACAACUCGCCAAACGGCCGUAUCUCCAACGUCAAGAUCAGUAGGUCCUCGUUGGGUAUAGUCUCACUGCUCGAUUUGAGAGUCACCCACGAAGAUGACCGGUUUGAACUGGGGUUCCGGCAGCCAAUGCAAGGUCCAGAAGUUCUCGAGCUGGCAGCUUCGGCAAGCCCUGAUAUUGCUUUCGCCCUUCUGCGAGCUUGGCGUUAUCUCAAACCAUUCUGGGACGAUCACAACUUCAAUUACUCCGGACCUCGGCGCAUUAUUGAUACUUGCGAGAUGGGCCUUCCUAUCGACGACGACCAAGUCGACUCUUUUGAUAGGACUCUUGCCGCUUACUGCUUGGCCUAUAACACCAGUCCUGGUAAUGUCCAGUAUGCGGUGGACUACGAGGCCGAAGAUGCACCAGAAUUCUGGCUGUGGCCACCGAAGUAUUCCAAGAAAUAUUCUGUUGCGGAGUUGCUGGCUGUCAUGCGGAGUCUACGGUGUAAUGACCUCUUCAGAUCAAUUUCUUUCCGAAAUAUUGAUUUGCACUCCUUGCACGGCACGAUUGACAAUAACGGGUUCGAACACGCAGCAUGUUCGACCCGGGGUGGUAUAUCUAUCGAAAAGUACUUUGCCCUGAAUCCGAAGAACAAAUCAUUGCUGUACCAAGAAGUACAAGCCCUCGCUUUGAAAUCAAGCAAGGUCCGGAGAAUGGAUUUCACCCAGUGCCUGCCACGGAGACGGCCGAAAGACAAUUUUGACUUCGAAGGUAGCGAGGUUGACAAAGACCCUGGAUGUGAGAUUGUGGCCGCCCUUCUCCCCCUGUGCCAAGCCCAACUCACAAAUGUCAAUUGGAUCAUCCUGAAUGGUAUAGAGCUAGGAGAAACUGAUCUUGAGGCCCUGGUCCCGGCUAUGCAAAGGUCAAAGGCAGAACUUAGGGCUAUUGAGUGCUCUCAUUGCGGGCUGGAUGAUAGAGGCCUCAUGCAGAUCAUUACACAUCUUGACAGACAAAAUGCUACAUUAGAAUACAUAAACCUCUCGGACAAUCCUGGGCGAAUCAAUCUGGAAGUGUUUCGAACUUCCAUGAGUCGGUUUACAAGACUAAGAAAACUUAACCUUGCGAGGACUACCUGGACCACUGGAGAUAAGCCACUGGUGCUUCCAGAGAUACUGAUGACUUGGAGGCUCCAGGAGUUGGUAUUGGACAACGUAGCGCUCAAUGCGAAUACAAUCGAGUUAAUAUCGAGAUACUUGGCCAGCGAGAUGUCGGACCACCUCUACGUUCUCAAGUUGGACCAAUGUGGCUUGAACGGUGACGAUGUCGCCCUCUUGAUGCGUUCUAUGACUAGAAUGCCUGGCGAGGUCCGCUACCUUGAGCUGCAUGUUAGUGCCAACAGGCUGGAGAAAGGAAUCGGUGGAAUCGUCCAGGCUAUCCGAGCUAAUCAAGCCCCCACCCACCUAUUCCUACGCAUGAUUGAGUUUGCGAAAGAAGACCACUUUAGGGAGCUGCUGCAAGCAUUACGAACUAACACCACAAUUCGCUGCCUGGAUAUCUCGAAGGCGUCUCUCCCAUACGACGCAGGAGAGGAAACCUGCGAGGCCAUGAGAUUAGUAUUUGAGGAUAACAAGACAUUGGAGGACUUGGAUAUUUCAGGCGAGCAAGCACAUCUUGAAGUCACUCGCUUUGGAAUCGGACUCAACAGCGCUCUGCAGGGCUUGAAGAAGAACAAGACUCUCAAGAUAUUGCGAAUUAUGUACCAGAACCUCGGUCUGGAAGGCGCAAACACUCUAUCAUCGGUCAUCGAAGCAGAUACAGGCCUCACCCAUGUUUACUGCGAGCACAACAACAUCAAUCUCCAAGGCUUCACCAUUCUGGUAAAUGCUCUCGCUAAGAAUACGAAAAUCUUGUUCCUUCCAUUCUUGGAGGAUGAUCAAAAUACAUCCAUGAAGCGGAUCAAUGCCGACAUGCGAGAGUCUCGUUCAGCAUCAGCCUCCAAGGAUUCCAAUGUCAAGAGCUCAGUCCGCCGAACUCUCAACACCUUUGGCGUUGGUCAUUUGAAAUCCGCAAAACCCGAGCUAACGCCCCAAGAUAUCGACGAAGUUGCCAGAGUCUUGCACGACCGCUGGCAAACCCAGAUGGGCCGCCUCGCACAGUUUCUUGAAAGAAACGCUAAGAUAGCUGCCGGUGCGCCGGGCUACGGUGUUGAAGGCGAGAGUAUGUUGAGCGAAGAGACGAUGCGACCUGCGACUGCGUUGUCUGACAUGGGGAUUUUGGAUCACGUUCUCGGCACUACGACGCCGAAGAUUGAGCUGGGGAACCCAGUCGAUGCGCAUGUAUAUACGAGGACCCCUGCCAUGAAUAUCAACGGGGACGUAGAGCAUGGAACUGGAAAGCGGGACGAGAAUGGGAGGAUAGACAUGGUGCCGGAGAGAGAUGGUGAGGGGGAGCGACCCGGGACUGCGAAUAGCCUGAGUUUUGACCUGAGGAAUACGGAGGGCGCGAUGUUUAUGAUGGAUAGAUGA